Molecule: messenger RNA, 225 nt
Organism: Blastomyces dermatitidis ER-3
Lineage: Eukaryota; Fungi; Ascomycota; Eurotiomycetes; Onygenales; Ajellomycetaceae
Exons: 1
Coding region: 1-225 (74 amino acids)
Source: RefSeq, a predicted model, not a curated record
AUGGCAGAGCUAGCCGAAGCGGGCUUGGAUGGAGGCUUUGGAGCGCAGUUCCGAUCUACAGCUAAUUUGCAGCCGGUGACUUUGGCAUCAGAGCUUGCACUCAGCAUCAACAUAUCAAUAUAUCACCCGUCGCAGGUUGUCAAUCCUGGUGCCAGUCAGUUAGCCGUGAUGCUCCGCCCAUACGCACUUAAAUGCAUGAUCACAAUCCACAGAUCCUCUUGUUAA